GUGAGUUCAGUUGCAGUCGGAUUUCGCCCGUGCGACAUCGUCCCCCAGCCUCACAGCUCCCCUUUUAACCAAAUUUCCUGCAGUUUUCACGCGGAUACUCGUUUGGAGGAAAGAUCUUUUAUGGUCCUGGCCGAAGAUUGCACGAUGUCUCGCACCGACGAGGUUCACCGAGUGACGGAAAAUGUCUACAAGACAAUCAUGGAGCAGUUCAACCCCUGCUUACGGAACUUUGUUGCCAUGGGGAAGACCUACGAGAAGGCUCUUGCCAAUGUGACAUUUGCUGCGAAAGGCUACUUCGACGCUCUGGUGAGAAUGGGUGAGCUGGCCAGCGAGAGUCAAGGAUCCAAAGAUUUGGGCGACGUGCUCUUCCAGAUGGCUGAGGUCCACAGGCAGAUCCAAGUGCAGCUGGAGGAGAUGCUGAAGUCUUUCCACAACGAGCUGCUAUCGGAGCUAGAGAAGAAGGUAGAACUGGAUGCUCGCUACCUGACUGCGGCGCUGAAGAAAUACCAAGUAGAGCACAAGAACAAAGGGGAGAGUCUGGAGAAGUGUCAGGGAGAACUGAAGAAGCUUCGCCGAAAGAGCCAGGGCAGCAAGAACCCAUCCAAGUACGGCGAGAAGGAGAUGCAGUUCGUGGAGACCAUCAGCAGUAAGCAGACGGAGCUGGACACCUUCAUCGCAGAGGGAUACAAGACAGCCUUGUCCGAGGAGCGUCGGAGGUACUGCUUCCUGGUGGAUCGCCAGUGUGCCGUGGCCAAAAAUGGCAGCGCCUACCAUGGCAAGGGUAAAGACCUUCUUACUCAGAAGAUCCCGGUGUGGCAACAGGCCUGUUCAGACCCCAACAAGCUCCCCGAGAGGGCCAUGCUUCUGGCCCAGCAGAUGGGAUCCGCCACCAUGAGCGGCGCCAGCCCCCUGCACACCUCCAAAUCCAACCUGGUUAUCUCUGACCCCAUCCCGGGAGCCCAGCCGCUUCCCGUUCCUCCCGAGCUGGCUGUGUUCAUGAGUGGUGGCCUCGGGCACCAGGCGAGGCUGAUGGGCCCCGAAGGCCUGUCCAUGGUCAAUGGGACAACGGGAGUCCACGGGGAGGAAUACUGGACCGAUGGAGGGACUCUGUCCCAAGUCAGGCCUUCGUCUCCCCAGACCCAGGCACAGGUGCAGUCCCAGGCCCAGCCUCAGAGACAGGUCAGCGACGUCUACUCCAACACCCUCCCUGUCCGCAGGCCAGGCCCCGCCAAGAACAAGAACCCAGUGGGUGAGACACGGACCCUCCCCAGGUCCAGCUCCAUGGCAGCGGGCCUGGAGAAGAACGGGCGUUCCCGCGUGCAGGCCAUCUUCUCGCACGCCGCCGGCGAUAACGGCACCCUGCUCAGCUUCUCCGAGGGCGACGUCAUCACUCUUCUGGUGCCGGAGGCCCGUGACGGCUGGCAUUAUGGCGAGAAUGAGAAGAACAAAAUGCGUGGCUGGUUCCCCUUCUCCUACACGCGAGUGCUGCCUGAGACCGACAGCGAGAAGCUCAAAGUGAACCUACAUCACGGAAAGAGUAGCAGCACGGGCAACCUCUUGGAGAGCGACCAAUCCCUGCCCACACCCGACUAUGGCCUGACCGCCCGAUUGUUGGCGCAGAGUCUGGCGCAGACCCGCCCCAGGCCCUACAGCAUGGCAGGCUUUGGCACUCAGCCUGCAAUUGAGGAUUAUGAUGCCCGCUUUGCCACAAGUAGCGGUUGGUGGGUGGAGGAUUGCGUUGAGAGCCGGGGCGGGGCCUAUCUGCUCGGCCUGCAGCGAUACGGACUCUGAGCAAUGGCAGUCGCGUGUGGACAGACUGCCCUUGCUAGCCUGCUUUGUCUUCCCCCUUUCCCUCGCCCUUGCAUGUACAUGGUUGUCUUUUUUGUGGGGCUAAAAAAAAAAAAAAGGAAGACAUCAUGGUCUUGUACCGCAAAAGUGCCAAAAGACCCAGAGGGUGGGGCGGGGCGUUUUCACGUUAUGGCUGUGCAGGGGAGAUGUAAUCGAUUGUACUUACACAUGAUUCAUUUUUCUGUUUGACAGUGCAUGGAGAGAGUGAACACACCCCCUCACUGUCAGAGUCGUGUUAUUCUCCUAUAAAAUCAUUUGUUUAAAGCAGUGAGUCCAAUGUAUUUAUUUAUUGUUUUUGCUUUAACUCUGAGGAAAAAAAAUCUCAGUUAACGUCUUGCAGCAGUUUGGUAGAACAAUUCUUCUUCUUCAAAAAACAAAAACAUAUUCAAGCUUUUUCUUAGCACUCACAGUUGAAGUUCACUUUCAAACUCAAUGUGAAACAAAGAUCAUUACUAGAGCUGUCAAACGAUUAAAAUAUUUAAUCUAAUUAAAAAUGCAACUGUCAUAAUUAACUCAAAUGAACUAAAAAUUAAUCGUGAUUACUUAUUAAUUAAAACAUUUUUGUCCUAUUUUUCCCCAUUUUAAUCCUCUCAUCAACAUGGAAUCACGAAUCAGUUUUCUAUGUGCAAAAUGCAAAUAUUUACUGAAAUAACAAUUUAGAUUUUCAAUUUUACAUGAACAUUUUUCACUUGGAGCAGUUAUUCACACAUAAUCUCUCACACAAUAUUACUGUCCAUCAACAAGAGUGAAAAAAAUAUUUUGUCACACAACAGCUGCUUCAGCAGCUCUUUUUAUGGAAUCAAAACAGAGCAAUAUAACAUUAUAAAGUGCACAUCUAAGGUAAACUAGUACUCAGCCUAUAGAGGAUUUAAGCCAUGGUUGCAUACUUCGGUUUUCUCAAGUUUGCUUUGAACACAGCAGUCAGGCUAUGUUGAUUGUGUUGGUCCUUCUUGCUCGGAAGUCUCUCUAUGGUUUUGUGCAGACAUAAUUUCGGAUGACUACACUUGGGUAGAUGACAACACUGGAGACGUUUUAUUUUAAGUGUGUUCGCUAGGUCGCUACCACUGCACCGCUGAACUCUUGACAUGCCUCAGCGCACCGUCACUGUCAGACGAACACAGAGAAGCUCCACCCGCUUUAUUUAUAUGGCCACGGAACACCGUAACCUUCCACACAAAAUAGUUCCAAACAAGUAACAAUCGAUGGCAUACAUCGUAUUCCAUAUCAACCUAGUCUCUUAUUUCUCUCCCGAAAGUGUCUUCUCCCGCUUGGUGUACCUUAGCCUUCUUCACUACGUACAAUCUCUGUACACAGCUUGUAAUGGAGGCUCUUGCUGGCAAUCCUUAGUGGAGUCGUUUGAUGCAAUGCGAAUGAUUUCAGCUUGAGUCAAGCUGUGGACAAUGUUGAGAGGCUUGCGUGCAGUAGCCAUACAUUUAGCUAUGACUUCAGCAAAUUUGUUCCUCGUCGUGUCAUCCAUUUUCUUCGUUUUGAAAUGAUCCAAAGCUGUCUUUCUGAGACGAGGGGGCGGAGUACUCACGUCAGCUGUGUGCUUGGCCAUUAAGUGGUAUUUCAGACUCGACGUGCUAUGAUGAUCACUCAGUUUACGACUGCAAAACAUACAGGUAACUUUGGUCUUGUCAGUGGAAUAAUCUGGCAACUUUUUAAAAAUAAACUUUCCAUUCAUACUGUAAACUAUUUAAGUUUUUGUUUUCGGUGUCUCGCGCUGCCGUGCCUGGCAAAACAAACAUGUGCGUGGACCUGUGCAGCGCGCUUGUUGUUUUGUUUUUGGUUUAUUUAUAGAGCAACGUAACAUCUACUGUGACGUGUGCCAAGUUAGUCUCGCGAGAAAAAUUUAAUCCCGUUAAAAUGCAUCUAAAUUAAUGCCGAUAAAAAUGUGUGAAACUGACAGCUCUAAUAAUUACACAUUGUGUUGAAAACAACUGCAUAACUUUGCCUUGAAAUUUGGUUGCUUACUGCUAUAACGCACAAUGGGAAAUGCCAUAGAUGGGCUAACAAAUAGUAUUUCGGUGGCUUGAAGCAAAGACGUUUGAGCACAAACAGUAGAGAAGCAUCUGUAGACAGACAAAACUAUUCACAGGCAUAUAUUCUUGAUCCUCUGUAAAAAUUGACAAACAUACCUGUGACUCUCUCCAUAUAUAUAGCUUUGUAUUAUACUGCCCCCACAUGGUCUAGGUAUACAUGCACACUAGAGGCAACAGCACAUUGUCCAUUGUGUAAUUACAGUUAAAAAUAUCUUCUUUUUUUGUAUGGUUUCAAAGAGAUAGAUAUGUAGAGCGCUAUUUUACAAAUUUAAAACACAAAUUUGUUGUUAUUGGUGGUGUUUUUUUGGCGGGGGAGGUUGUUUUGCUUUGUUGUUGUUUUUUUUUUUUUUUUUUUUUUUUUUUGAGGUGCCGGCUGAAAUGGAUGAGUGGCAUUUGCAUUGAUUUCAAUUGGAAACGAUUAUUUGAGAUAGUGUGUUUACUGUUGCGAAUGUGUCCCGGGAAUGAAUUCAAGUUUGAAUGGCGCAGAGAAAAGUAGUCAUCGGUGUCAAGGAAGUGCAGUCUAUUGAAGUGAUAUGUGUUGUUUUAUUGUUUUGAUUUUUGGGGGGCUGUUUUGGUGGUUAUGUUUCGAUAUGAUUUAUCCAACAAAUGUAACUUAAUUAUUGCAAAUUUUAUUUUGUUUUAAAUAUGGUGGCAAGACUAAAAAAAAGUAUUUUGCACAGGCGGUGUUCCAAGAGGGGUGUGUUCACUUUACGUUGCAUUUCCUGUUUUGGGUUUUUUGGCGGGUGUGCCCAAUGCCUUACACACAGCUGUUUUCCCUUUCCCCUGCAAAACACUUUUUAUCGUGUGCAGGCGAGCUUCAAGAAUAUAGCGCGUAUCUAUCUUAUCUACAAAGUGUAUCGAUAUAUGACUUGUUUCUGUCCGUCCACCGAAUCGCACUGUUUGCUCCUUUUUGAUGACUGCUGCAAUUUCUUUGGAGUAGCCCGACACUCAUUGACUUUGGUCCUCUUUGUGCAAAUCCUCUGCCUUGGAUAAGCGCUGUGAGUUUGUUGACGAUGAGCAGCCAUGUUUAUUAUUGAUUUCCUGUGCAGAUCGCUCUCAGUGUUUUUUUUUCUUUGUUUGUGUGUGUGUGUGUGUGCGUGUGUGUGCGCGCGAGUGCGAUUGUACAGCCCACAAUGGCUCCGUCGUUUAUUUUCUUUCUUCGCAAACUGUUGCUGUCCUUGUAAAAAGACUGAUUAGUUGUUUUACAUAUGCAUGCCGUGGAGGGAUAUCAGAAUAUGUGAUUGAUAAAAAAAAAGCAGAUCAUGAGUGUAUGGUGACUUUUUACAAAAGGUAUUCUAAAUAAAACAUAUCUCUAUAUAUUAAUAAA
This is a messenger RNA of Hippocampus zosterae (dwarf seahorse), 5217 nucleotides long. RefSeq names its product BAR/IMD domain containing adaptor protein 2a (gene baiap2a). Gene Ontology annotation, biological process: plasma membrane organization; actin filament bundle assembly; actin crosslink formation. Gene Ontology annotation, cellular component: cytosol; nucleoplasm. The record is from RefSeq and is a predicted model, not a curated record. The coding region runs from base 121 to 1791 and encodes 556 amino acids. NCBI's taxonomy places the organism in Eukaryota, Metazoa, Chordata, Actinopteri, Syngnathiformes, Syngnathidae. The transcript is spliced from 14 exons. Gene Ontology annotation, molecular function: cytoskeletal adaptor activity; protein binding.